AUGGACUUUUUAAAAAUUAGGAAAAGAGUUUUAAUAUAUUUUUAAUUCAAUAUUAUGGGGUUAUGCAUUUCUACAAAAGAUGGUGAACAAUAAUAGAUAUCUGAGGAAUUAAUGAAAGCACCAACAGCUACAUUUGAAUAAAUAGAAGAGAGUGGUGAGCAAGUAUUCAUUGAUGAUAACCGUGACGCAAUAGUAAAAUUGACUGAUUUUUAAUUUGAAAAAGUUUUAGGAAGGGGAUCAUUCGGAAAAGUAAUGUUAGUGACACAUAGAUCAACAAAUAAACUAUUUGCUAUGAAAAUACUACGAAAAGAAAUGAUUGAGAAGAGAAAUUAGAGAUUACAUAUGUAGAAUGAAAGAACUAUUCUUGAAAAUGUUAAGAACCCUUUUAUAGUAUAAUUGCAUUAUGCAUUUUAAACUAAAACUAAGUUAUAUUUAAUAAUGGAUUUUCUUAUAGGAGGUAUUUAAUAAAGAAAUAUUUAGGGGAGUUGUUUUUUCAUUUAAGAAGAGCUUUUCGUUUUUAAGAGGAAAGAGCAAAAUUUUAUACAGCUGAAUUAGUAUUAGCAUUAGAAUAUUUGCAUUAAGAAGAUAUAAUAUAUAGAGAUUUAAAACCAGAAAAUAUUUUAUUAGAUUUGGAAGGACAUUUAAAAAUAACAGAUUUUGGUUUAUCCAAAAUUAAUGUUAAGGAUAAUGAAAAAACAAAUACAUUUUGUGGUACACCUGAGUAUUUGGCACCUGAGAUUCUAUUAGGUUCAGGACAUAAUAAAUCUGUAGAUUGGUGGAGUUUGGGUGCUUUACUUUACGAAAUGCUUGCAGGUGCUCCACCUUUUUAUUCAAAAGAUAAAACUUAAAUGUUUAAAAAUAGACUUGAAAAACCAAUAGAAAUGAAAGAUUGGUUUUCAAAUCCUGCUAGAUCAAUAUUGAAUGAAUUGUUAUAGAAUGAUGUAAUAUUUUAUCAAUUUAAGUAGCCAACAAAAAGAUUGGGAGCAAAUGGAAGUUAAGAAAUUAAGAAUCAUGAAUUUUUUAGAGAAAUUGAUUGGGAUAGAUUAUAUAAUAAAUAAAUCUAACCACCUUUUAAACCAAAAGUUUUUGGUCAUAAAGAUUUAAGACAUUUUGAUGAUAUGUUUACUUAAGAGCCCCCUUAGGAUACACCAAUAAAUAAAAUGCAGAAAUACGAAACUUAUGAAUAGUUUACUUUUAUUAAGAAUAAUGAAAUUAAUGCUUUAAAUAAAGAGGAGGAAAAAUUUAUUGAAGUGAAUUAAAACUUUAUAUUAUAAAAAAUUUGA
Molecule: messenger RNA, 1283 nt
Organism: Paramecium sonneborni
Lineage: Eukaryota; Ciliophora; Oligohymenophorea; Peniculida; Parameciidae
Source: the annotation of a GenBank genome assembly